This is a messenger RNA of Zasmidium cellare ATCC 36951, 1185 nucleotides long. RefSeq lists its product as uncharacterized. The coding region runs from base 1 to 1185 and encodes 394 amino acids. The transcript has a single exon. NCBI's taxonomy places the organism in Eukaryota, Fungi, Ascomycota, Dothideomycetes, Mycosphaerellales, Mycosphaerellaceae. The record is from RefSeq and is a predicted model, not a curated record.
AUGAAAGACCCUCUUCGCGACAAUGCCACCAAAUUGGCACUCGCAAAUAUCGACGCCAAUCUUGGGCAGAGUCUGACCGCCCAGCGGAUACUACUCGAGGAGCUCAUUGGAGAGCACAAUCCGCCAUUGUCUUACACCCAUCUUCGGACCCGACAAAGUGUUCCAUACACUGCCGACAAACUUCGGGAGCACUUGAUGGGCCUCGUCAAGGGCAGCAGUGGUGCACGCGAAGAUUUGAAGGGACCCGACAUCUUCAAGUUUGGAAGCGACGUCCUCAAGGCCGAGUAUCUUCAAAGCAUCGGCUACACGAAAGCAUCGAUUUUUGGUCCAGCAGCGGGGCAGGCGAUUGGAACCCCUGCCGAAGGUGACCUCCAGCACAAUGCAGCCAAUACUGGCCAAGACGCAACAACAGUGCCGCAGCCAGCAGGAGUCAAGCGAUCAAUCGACGAAACAGAUGAGUCGCCAGAAGUUCCCGAUCCGAAGCGCAACAGAAGCGACAACACAGCUCCAGGGAGCCAACAAGAUGAGAUCAGUCCAGAUGCCUCGAAAAUUACAAAUCUGCAGUUCAAGUCGUUGCAGGAGUCGAAUAGCGCUAUCGUGUCGUCUAUUAGUGACGAGAACUCGAAUAGCAACAAGGAGGUUUCACAUGAGCAAAACAUCACCGCACUAGCCUCACCGACGCAUUCAGCAGCUCCCGAUGACACAGACCCCUCGACAUUGCGAGUGAAGAAUCCAGAGCCAGAUCAGAACGAAGAAUUGCAAGCCCGGUACAAUAACCUCAGGUCGCAAUUCGAUGCUCUGAAGUCUCAGAACCAGAGUCUGCACGCCGAGAAUGGGGUAUGGGAGUCCAGGUAUAAAGACUUACUCAACACGGGCAUCGAAUCGACCAAGACGCUGGGUAGCGGUACUCGAGUGACAGAGGCAGCUGUAGUUCAGACAGCAGACGAGGUCAUAGCGUGGACCGAGAAAGAACCAGACGAGCUGAAGCGCAUGGAUGAAAUCGGCUUGCCGCGCCUGGUAGAAGACUACGAGGACGACCUCGCCAAGCCAGUCGACGCAAAUGCUGCUUGGCCGCGCCCAAUCGACGAGCUCCAGAACGUAGAUCGAAUGUUGGGAAGUGAUUCCAAUGCGUUCAGGGCGCCACAUGCGGCGCGUGGCAGGCUUGAUCAAUCAGGUGUUGGAUAA